CAUCUAGCGCUUGUUUCAGAUAUGGCGCAACUCAAUGCAUAGGAGUGAGAAGGACAAACGGUAUGAUAGACAGUUGAGGCUAUGGGGUGAUCAUGGGCAGUUUGCACUUGAGUAUGCCAAGGUGUGUCUUUUGAGAGCUGAAGGUUUGGGGGCAGAAAUAUUGAAAAAUUUAGUACUUCCAGGCGUCGGUAGCUUCACAAUUAUAGAUGAUUCCUAUGUAACUGAUAAAGAUUUAGGAAGCAAUUUCUUCGUUACAGAAAAUCAUAUCGGAAAGGCAAGGGCACAGGUUGUAACAGAGUCUUUACUGGAGCUAAAUGACGAAGUCAAUGGAAAUUACUUGAUCGAGGAUGUUCGCGAUUUGUUAGAAAAGGACCCUCAAAUUUUCUUGUCCUUUGAUAUUGUUAUCGUAACAGAUGCCAGAGAAAAACUACUCAUUCGUCUCAGUCAGCUUUUGAAUGGUACUUCUAUCACUUUGGUGGUAUGCUUCAGCAUUGGUGUCAUUGGAUAUUUAAGAAUCUGUUCUCCUGAACAUGUGAUAGUCGAGUCACAUCCAGAUUCCUAUUGCCCUGAUCUAAGACUUGAUCGACCAUUUCCUGAUUUCGUUAAAAUGGUAGACGAACAACCGUUAGAAGAAAUGACAUCUGAAAAGCUUUGUCAUACACCGUGGCUCAUAAUUGUUUAUGUUUUUCUGCAGAAGUUUAUUUCUCUACACGGCCAUUUUCCAAGAAAUCAUAAAGAAAAGGCAGAGAUUAAAGAUAUGAUUUCUAAAGGUGCGGUUGAUCUUUGGAGUCAAUUGUGUAAACGUGAGAAUAACCUGGAUUCAUCUUUUGUCUUGGAGAAUUUUCAAGAAGCAUGUCAGGCAGUCAAUACAGCAGUUCUACCGACUACAAUUCCUGAAAAUGUGAAGAAGUUACUCGAGGAUGACCGCUGUAAUGAUCCCUGUCUUACAAAUAUUGGUAUUUCGGGAUCCAGUAAUACAAAUCUAAAGUUUCCUACCAGGAACCACCAACAGUUACACAGAAAGAAUUCUGUUUACACAACUAUUUCACCUGUAAAAUUCUGGCGUCUAGUUCGUGCUCUACGAGAUUUUAUUGAACAUGAAGGUGAGGGACAAUUACCUGUACGUGGUAGUCUACCAGAUAUGAUAUCUGAUUCGAAGCGUUAUUUACAGCUUUUGUCUAUUUAUCGUGAACGUUCUGAAUGGGCGGUGGAACGCCUUGCCUCAAGAUUAUUGCAAUUCCCUGAUAUUUCUGUAGACGACGUACGUCUUUUUGUUAAAAAUGCAAGCUUCUUGAAUGUUGUACGUUGUCGGUCAUUAGAAGAGGAAAUGAAACUUUCACCAGCGCGUUCAGACGAUCUGAAUUUACUCCCAACACACAAAGAAAAUGAUUCCAUGUUGUGGUAUUUAGUUCUUAGAGGUGCUAGUAGUUUUCUGAUGGAAACUGGAAGGUGGCCUGGUAGCUCACAGCCUUAUACUACCACAUUUAAAUUCAGUUCUAACAACCAAAAUCAAAACUCAACUGGAGUUCCAGUGCCACGUGAAGAACAAUUCUCCGCUACAAAUUCUGAACAGUUAGACAUGAACAUCAUUGAAUCUGACUUACCAACGUUACGGAUACACUUAAAUCGUGUUCUCCAGUCGUUUGGGAUUGCAACGAAUCGUGUUAGCACAGAUUAUUUAGAGGAAAUGUGUCAGUUCCGUGGUAAUGAGCUGCAUUCAGUGGUUGCAUUUAUGGGUGGAGUUGUAGCACAAGAAGUUAUCAAGUUAAUCACACACCAGUUUAUCCCAGUAUCGAAGCCGUUGAUCUAUAAUGCUAUUAACCAGAAAAUAGAAUUGUUGGAUUUUUGAUGAACGUUGUUGUUCAUAUAUGAGUUGAGUAUAUGCAUGUUAAAUAAAUGUUGUUUCCCACUUGAAUUACAUUUGUCAUUCAGGUGACCUUUC
Molecule: messenger RNA, 1942 nt
Organism: Schistosoma guineensis
Lineage: Eukaryota; Metazoa; Platyhelminthes; Trematoda; Strigeidida; Schistosomatidae
Source: the annotation of a GenBank genome assembly